This is a messenger RNA of Fomitopsis serialis, 294 nucleotides long. RefSeq lists its product as uncharacterized. The transcript is spliced from 2 exons. Bases 1 to 294 code for a protein of 97 amino acids. The record is from RefSeq and is a predicted model, not a curated record. NCBI's taxonomy places the organism in Eukaryota, Fungi, Basidiomycota, Agaricomycetes, Polyporales, Fomitopsidaceae.
AUGACUUGGGUGUUCGGAUGGCCCCUCUACUUCGAGGACGCAGUCGAGAUAUCCCAGAAACACAACCUUGUCAAGGAACCUGUCGUAAACGAGCAUGCCUACAUCGACGCAGCGCAGUGGUGGGUCGCGUGCAACGCGGGCUUCCCUCUUGUCUUCGCCUGCUGGGCCGACGACGAGCUCCACUACGUUUUUGCUCUAGACGUCGUCUCAGGGAAUCUAUGCCUCUCAGGGACCUGGGUUGGUACCGACAUAACGAUGGAUCUUGGAGACCUUACCACGGAGAGGCAUGGUUGA